UGCGCUCUGUUACAUGGCAACACUGCUGGUGCCGAGCAGCUGUUUUCAUCGUUCUAGGGGUGGUCGGGGGAAAGCACGAAACACCGCACGAAAGCAAAACAACCGAGAAUGAUUGAUUUUUCGUCGUGCGAUGCUUUCGUGAAAAGUAGGCGACGACGACGAGUGACUGCGAGGAAAAGCAGGCAGCUGUAGAAAAAUUUUCACAUUCACAUUCGUCGCGCUGACGAGCAGAGGGGACGAUCUCCGGAAAAAAACGUAGUCCCUUCUAAAAUAUUUGUCACAAAAAAAAAAAAAAAAAUAAUUGGCAAAAAAUGGAAAAUCCAUCAAAAUUAAAUUAGUGUAAAUAGUGGUUUUUAAGUAAAAUUUUACAGUGCUCCUUUUUUCGAAAUUCCCAGUGACAAAAGUAUGUGCGUGUAGUCAAAAUUAAAGUGCAAUUCAAUUGUUAUGCGAGCAGCUAAGGACGAAAGCAGCUGAAAAAAAAGAGAAGAGAAGAGAGGUAGUUACUAAGAAAACUCGCAUCUACGUCACAAGCUGCUGUGCGUUCGUGUGUGUGUGUUAGUGUAAGAGAGUGUGCAUGUGUGUUACACAAACCCCCGGAAAUGUAACACGCACACUAGCGCAAUUGGAAAAACUUGCACCUGAAAGUUUCGUCGUGUAUUCCAUUUUCCCCAUCUUCGUGCGCCUGCUCGUGCAGGAAAGAAGCAGCAACAACAGCAGCAGCCAGUAGUGGUAGCAGCCAAGCACCGAGAUCAGCAGAAGCGCAAAGGGCACAUCUAGGGCAGCAGUGGAAGUGAGGCGCGCAUCGGAGUCGCCCAAGUGCAGCCGUAGAAAGUAUUGGUGCGGGCACCAUGGACUCGCUCAAGUUACCAAAGGGCAACAGUCCCAACAGCAGUGCCAGCGGCAGUAACAGUAACCUGUCCGCCGCAUCCACAUCAGCUUCCGCAUCUGCAUCGGCCGCCACAUCGCCCACAUCGUCGGCCAACGUGGUUACUGGCAUGGCCAGCUCAACAAAAUCGCCGCCCGGCCUGAGCAACAGCACCACACCGAUCUCGGUGCGGUUCAAUGCCAACGAGGAGUCCCUGGACGAUAUCCUGCAAUCCUUCCAUCACAGCAAGCUCAGUCCCAGUGGCGGGGCGAGCGGCGGCGGCGAUGCCUCGCCCACCUCAACGACCCAUAACCUGUUGGGCAUGAAGAACAAUGGCCUGGGACUCAGUGGCAGUCUGGUGGUGGGCAGUGCCUGUGAUUCCUUGUCCAGCAGUCCAUCCGCUCCCCAGAUGCAAGCGGCUGCGGCAGCUCUUUUUGGUACCGAUGAAGUGAAUAUGCGAAAUAGUUUCCUGCAAGGCGGAGGCUUCUUUAAUCGCAAAAGAUCUAGCAGCAUCGAGGGAGUUUCCCCAACCUCCAGUGGAUCCAGUCUUAUAUCGACACUUUCAACGGCCAGCACAGCGAUUGGAGGCAGCGUGGGAGGCGGUAGCGCUGGCGUGGGCGUCGGCGGUGGGGGCGGGCCAGGCUCCGCUGGGGACGGAAGCACUAGCGGCGGUACCUGGAAGCUAAUCAAGGGUAAGGUGACGCAAACACUUGAGGAGAUCAAGUCCUCGAAGCAUCCGCAACCAGCGAUUCCCAUUAUUGUGGCAGAUCCGCCAUCCAUCGGGUGGAGCAACGAUCCAGAUUCGGAUACCGAGUGCAUUACAGUGAACACAUCUAUCAGUGAGGAGCUGCCCCUGGACCAGGAGGCCAAGCAGAACUCCGACUCGGACGCGGAGGCCGAGGUGCUCCAGCACGAUAGCACCAGUUUGGGCAGUGCCGAGAUCGCUCUUCCCCCUACAGGCCAUUCGGAACGGUCUCGUCUGCGUCGAGGACUGGCCCACAUUCGGUCAAAGGUGAAGGCCAAACACCAAGCAGCCGCCAUGACCAAGAAGGACAUUAGUCCCAGUGGGGCGGGAGCUCUUCCAGUUGCCCCCCCAGCGACCUCGACAGCCAGUACGGCUUCCAUACGUAGCGGCUUCCUUAGGCGGCGAAAUGUUGUGGAUGCGAGUGCGGAACCUUCCACCAGCCAUCAGGCAGAGAUUCCCAUUGCCAGUGGAAAGACCAAGAAGCGAGGUAUUCUCCUGGCCCGCAAGGAUGUGGAAAUCGAAUCCGGGGUGGAAGUUCUCGAGGACAUGGUGCCGCAGAAGGUAGGCGAAGCCGAGCCAUCCAAGGAGACAGAGGGAAAGUCCAAAAAUUCCCCAGAUGAGCCGGAUGCCGAAGGAGGCCGUACUCCAAAGGUUAAUCUGGCCGCAGACCAGGACCUGGACACUCUCUCCAUGUCCGAAACGUCUCCCAAGAAUUCGCGGAGCAAGCACAGCUUCCUGUCGAGUGUGAGCAUGGCCAGCGUGUUCCGAUGGCGGGAGAAGCACCAAGGCGCCACAGCCUUCGCCAUGCCGGUCAUUUUAUCCACCGUCCUGGGCAUCCUUGUGAUCAUGCCAGUGCACGACUUUCUGCGGGGCAUCUUCGCCACGCUGCUAUUCUUCACCAUAAUGGACGCCUGUGGCCAUCGAUUGAGGGCGUUUCUAGAAGAUUUGAUCCUGAGCUCGCACCCGGAGAGAGGGACCUUUUCCAUACCCAAUUACCAGGAUAUGCCUAUUUGCGAGAUUCCGGCCGUGGAGGAGCACAAGACCAUCAAGACCUAUUCUGGUUGGAUGAACGAACUAAACAGCUACGAUCCGGCUACCUUCUCUUUCACCCUGACGAGAGCCGUCUAUGUGCGUCUGGAUGGGAGUAUUCUGAAGAUGUCGGGCACGAAUGCCAGGAUCCCCAAGCGACGCAUGUGGAACGAGCCGGUCAUCGAUCGGCAUAAGGUCCUCUUUACGGAUCACAGAUCCUAUGAUCUCCGAGACUGUCGCAUCGAGCUCUUGCCUUUGGGUUUGGCCCGAAAGCGCUUUUUCAACCGAAAGUAUCCCAUCCAGCUGAUCAUCAAGAACAACAGGGACUUGGAGGAUCAGAAAUCCUCAGAUAGUCUCAGCGAUAAUACCAUCCAGUCGUAUGAGGAGAGAAAAUCUGGGAGCCUAACUGCGUCCACGCCACCAGGACCCGAGGACCAGCGAGACGAGAAGCAAGCUGACUUUGGCGCCACCAUAAUGCAGGCAAAUUUACAGGAUCUUCGUAAUUCCGUGAAUCCGGACAAGGAGCUGAACGACAUCACCAUGCCCUGUGGCGAUGAGGUGCGUCUGUUGCUCUUCUCCCGCUGCGACAGGGAGAAGGAAGACUGGUAUCGUCGCUUCCUGGCUGCCAGCAAGGGACAGGUCCACGAACGAGAUCUAAAAGUGCCAAUGGCUAGGUUCGUGGAGGACACGGAUCUGCAAGCGGCUGCCGCCAGACAGGCCCUGCAACUGGUCAGCGGAAUGGGUGCAACGGGAGCCGUUAAGUUCCAGAACAAAGGCAAAGAUAAAGAACCGGAGGAGCAGAACGAGGAGGUGGCAUCCACGAGUCCCACGACCAUCGACGAAUCGGAACAAACGCCUGACCAGUUUGAAAACAUCACCGAGGAAGAUUUGCUGGAAACUCCCAAAGAGGAGGAGUUCGAGGGAAUGAUAAUGAGUGCCAAUGUGGCCAGGAAUCAGCCGGACUAUGUGCGGUUCAUGGCCAUCUACCAGCAAUCUUGUAAUCGGACCUCCAUUCCCGUCACGCGAAGUUCGGUGGGAACUAUGCGAUCCUCUGAACAACGCCAAAGAAAAUCACGCCGUUCUAAACGCCAGGAGGAUGAACUCUGGAAGGGCAUAGAUCAAUCUCUAUUUCUGGGUCCCUCUGGCAGCAUUGUCUGGGCCAAUGUCCUCUUGGGUCGUUGUCUUUAUAGCGUCCUGCACGAUGCCGACUUGCACGAGAAGAUCAAAGAAGUCCUGCAGAAGAAACUAAACUCCAUCAAGCUGCCCAGCUUCAUGGAAGAGGUGAUCAUCACCAAUAUAUAUCUCGGCAAGUCCCCAGUGCUGUGCCAUCGCGUCUCCCAGCCCAUGUUGGACGAGCGUGGCGUUUGGGUGGAUGCGGACAUCACCUACGAAGGACUCUCCCACAUCACAGUGACCACAAAGUUGAAUCUGCUACGGAUUCGCGGGAAAUCCAAGUCUCCUUUAGUUUCGGAAGCAUCUGGCACCUCGGGAGCAGCCGAGAACCAGAGUCCGGAUACGCGCAGUAGUACGGAUGGGACCAGUGAGAAUGUUAUCUAUGACAGUGAUGCUGAAAGCUCGGGUGAUUCCUCCACCGAUUCCGAGAGCCCACCGCCGGGAAAUGCCCAGGAGAAUCCGCCGGGAACAGAAUUCUUCCAGAACUCACCGGGUAAUGCUCGACGCAUUUUCAAGAUCGUCGACCGCAUUGCUGCCUCUAACCUAUUCCAGUAUGCCACCGAACUUCCUUAUGUGCAGCGUGCCAUGGAGAACAUGAAUGCCAACAUAACGCUGCGAGUGGAUCUCAAGGGUAUGGUGGCUAGGGGCACAAUCAACAUGCCACCGCCGCCCUCCGAUCGGCUGUGGGUCAGUUUCCGGGGACCGCCGCGCCUCUGGAUCUCCACCAAGCCCCAAGUGGGCGAUAAAUCCGUCGACUGGUCGAUCGUGACCAAUGUUAUCGAGAGCAAGCUAUGCGAGGCUGUCAACAAGUUUCUGGUCUAUCCCAAUAUGGUGGACUUUUCUAUACCAUUCCUUAGCCAUCCCAAUUUCGAUAAUGAUCCGACCGGUGCGCCCAAUUGAAUCCAUUUUGGAUAAGGUUGAGGUUGAGGAAAUAUUUAUAAAGAUUCGAUGAAUUUAACACAAAGUGUGAGCGAGAUUUUCUACGUUAACUUUUUCUUAGUGUUGAUAUAAUCUAGAAGCCUAGCUUAGAUCUGCGAUCUCUGGUUCCGACUGCAAAAGCCUAUAUCUGGAACCGAUUCCAAAUGACAAGUUACAAAAAAAAAAAUAAUAAUAAUGAAACGCUUAUUUUGAUCACAUUCUGUUCGUUGCCGCUGAUGCAAUCCAUCACGAACCCAAUAUCUAGAUACUUUAGGUAAUAUCCCCCCUCGGCUCUUAUGGCUGCUACAAUAAUUUACAAAAAUUUCU
Molecule: messenger RNA, 5057 nt
Organism: Drosophila bipectinata
Lineage: Eukaryota; Metazoa; Arthropoda; Insecta; Diptera; Drosophilidae
Product: translational regulator orb2-like
Biological process (GO): negative regulation of cytoplasmic translation
Cellular component (GO): nucleus; endoplasmic reticulum; synapse
Molecular function (GO): translation factor activity, RNA binding; mRNA regulatory element binding translation repressor activity; mRNA 3'-UTR binding
Source: RefSeq, a predicted model, not a curated record